GCCAUGUCUGCAACUGUCUACAUCAAUCCAGCGAAGCUCUCUGCAAAAAGAUGUCAGAACAUAGACAAAAAACAGGCUCUCUCCAGAAAUGGUUAAUCAAUAGCUUACUAGGUUGACUGAAUGCCAUUAGAUACAGUGGUGCACCUAGAGUAUAUAAAUCGUGACCUGUCUUCUGUAUCAUUCUCAGUCACCUCUCCUGCCAUACUGGUAGUUACCAGUUUUCCACUGGGAAGUUCUUGGGCAUUACUAGAAAUGUUCAUAGCAUCAUGGAUCUGGGUAACAGUGAUAAUACUCUGUUGUGGGUUAUGGUUUCUUCUAGGGAGGAGGAGGAGGCGACAAGGUGAGCCACCACUUGAAAAUGGGUUCCUUCCAUACCUAGGCUGUGCCUUGCAGUUUGGUGCCAACCCCCUUGAAUUCCUCAGAGAAAAGCAGAAGAAGCAUGGCCACAUUUUCACUUGCCGAGUAGCGGGGAAAUACAUUCAUUUCCUCACUGACCCUUUUUCAUACCAUGCAUUGAUACGCCAGGGAAAACACUUGGACUGGAAAAAGUUCCAUUUUGCUACUUCUGCCAAGGCUUUUGGGCAUGGUAGCAUUGACCCAGCAGAGGGGAACACCACUGAAAAUUUUCAUCAGACUUUCAUUAGAACCCUUCAAGGUAAUGCCCUAGACGCCCUCAUUGAAGCAAUGAUGGAAAACCUACAGUACGUCAUGCUGCAGUCAAGAACAUCUAAACUUCAGUCUAAUACCUGGGUGACAGAAGGACUUUAUAAGUUCUGUUGCCAGGUGAUGUUCGAGUCUGGCUUUUUAACACUUUUUGGUAAAGAAUUUAAUUCAAAUAAUGACAAAAAUAUAUCAUCAAAGCAGGAAACUGAAAGAGCUCAUAUCCUAAAUGCCCUUGAAAACUUCAAGGAAUUCGAUAAGAUCUUUCCAGCCCUCGUGGCGGGGCUGCCUAUCCACCUCUUCAAGAGUGCCCACAGCGCACGUGAGAAGCUGGGGGAGGCACUCCUCCACAAGAACCUCCUGAAGAGGGACAACCUCUCUGAGCUUGUCACCCUCCGCAUGUUCCUGAAUGACACUCUGUCAACCUUCGAUGACAUGGAAAAAGCAAAGACCCAUGUGGCGGUGCUCUGGGCCUCGCAAGCCAACACCAUUCCUGCCACAUUCUGGAGUUUGUUCUAUCUUCUUAAGAGUCCAGAAGCAAUGAGAGCUGCUACCAAAGAAGUGCAAAGUAUUUUGGAAAGUGCCGGAGAGAAGGUCAGCUUAGAUGGCAAACAUAUUUCCUUGAACCGAAAACAGCUGGAUAAUAUGCCAGUACUAGACAGCAUCAUCAAGGAGGCAAUGAGGCUAUCAAGUGCAUCCAUGACUUUCCGAGUUGCCAAGGAGGAUUUCACUUUGCACUUAGAGAAUGAUUUCUACAACAUUCGCAGUGAUGAUAUUGUAGCUCUUUAUCCUCAACUGUUGCAUUUUGAUCCAGAAAUCUAUGCUGAUCCCUUGACAUUCAAAUAUGAUCGCUUUCUCAAUGAGAAUGGAGAAGAAAAGACUGACUUCUACCGCAACGGUCGCAAGUUAAAGUAUUACUAUAUGCCAUUUGGGACAGGCAUAGCAAAAUGCCCUGGCAGGUUAUUUGCUGUCCAUGAAAUUAAACAAUUUUUAGCUUUGAUUUUUUCAUAUUUUGAGAUAGAGCUUGUGGACAAUAAUGUGCAAUGUCCUUCUUUAGAUCAAUCCCGUGCAGGACUGGGUAUUUUGCAACCAGCCAAUGACAUUGAUUUCAGGUAUAGACUGAAAAGCCUAUGAAGAUGUAUUUCAUAUUAUACGUAUAAACUAUGUACUAUAUAAAUACACUAUAUAACAUAUACUUUAUAUAUAUUUUAUGUAAAUAUGCAAAUUAAAUGUUGCAAGUCUUGGGGGAACAUCUAUAUGAAGAUGUUAAUUCAUCAGUCUAAUGGAAAAUGUAUAAUGUAUACCAUUAUGGUACCAGCAUGCAGUGGGUUUACUGUACUGUGUUGAUGCAAAUGUCUCCCCUUUUACCAAUCAUUUUGAAAUGCAAGUUAAGAUUUUGAAUUGUGUGUGUACAGUAGGUUUUUUUUUUCUGUCAGCAAAUACCUUCCCAGAGUUAGUUAGACUUUUGUCAGCUAAUUCAAAAUAAUUGUCAAAAUCCAACUGCAAUUAAAACUUACUCUUUUUUUAAUUGAAAUGUUGGGGGUGGUGGUUCUCCCCACAGGUGAAAUAAAAUUUUUGUUGUAUAAAGGCAGAUUUGCAGUGGGGAGGGGAGAGUUUCCUGAGGAAGUACCUUUAUGGUUUUAUGAAAAACUAGAAAAAGGCUUGAAGAAAACCUACAAAAAUGUUCACGUUCUAGUGAAACUGCAAAACUUGUAUUAUAUUCAUUGUAAUAUACUUAUUUUCAAAAAGUUGUAACUGUAUUAAAAUAAAUGAUAAUGGCUGAAACAAA
Molecule: messenger RNA, 2449 nt
Organism: Harpia harpyja (harpy eagle)
Lineage: Eukaryota; Metazoa; Chordata; Aves; Accipitriformes; Accipitridae
Product: cytochrome P450 7A1
Exons: 6
Coding region: 121-1794 (557 amino acids)
Biological process (GO): cholesterol homeostasis; bile acid biosynthetic process; cellular response to glucose stimulus
Molecular function (GO): heme binding; iron ion binding; cholesterol 7-alpha-monooxygenase activity
Source: RefSeq, a predicted model, not a curated record